AUGCGGGAGCCAAAACCCCCAAGAACAGCCGGCGGCUCAUUGCCGCGACCCAUGCACAACGGCCACGGGAGCCAAUACGGUUCCUGCAGCUGGGCACCGCGCCACGCGGGUGAAGAUGGCGUGCUCCGGGGCGCUGCGACAGCGGCAGUGGGCCCCCAGCGCCCGGCGAUACCACCCACAUCCCCAGCAGUAACAGCAGCACCAGCGCCCCCGCCAAGCCCCUUGGAUUCACCCGAACCACCAUCGUCGCUCAUCUCCUUUUCCCUCCUCAUCACCCCACCAUCCAGUCCCCCGCCGCCGUCCGAGAUCAGUGACGAUAGCGAUAACACCGCCACCAGCACCGCCACCAACCACCUCGCAAACAUCCGAGCCAGGUUGGCCGCCGCCGCCAGAUCCGCACCCCCGCACUCGGCCAUGUCUGCACCGAGCAAUGACGGAGCCGCCGCGUCCCCCGAGCGGAGGCCGCUGCUCGCGGGGACGGCUAGUGAUGAACCGGGCUGGGACCGGACCGCCGCGGGAACCGUAGGCGACGGGACGGCUGGGGACGCCGAUGCCGAGGAGAGGGCUCUCGGCGGCGGGGCCGCCGGGACGUUCACGCGCAACCUGGGCGCGGUCGAGGCGUUUGCUAUCGUCAUCAGCAUCGUAAUUGGGAGUGGUGUGUUUACGUCGCCCGGGUCGAUUGAUACGAAUGUGCCGUCGCCUGGGGUGGCGUUGGUGGUGUGGUUGGUGGGUGGUGUGUUGGCGUGGACGGGAGCGAGUACGAUGGCUGAGUUGGGCACGGCGAUUCCCGGUGAGGGGGGCGUGCAGCCGUAUCUCAAGUACAUCUUUGGGGAUGUGUUUGGGUUCUUGGCGGCCUGGACGUGGGUGGUUGCUGUCAUGCCUGCUACCCUGGCCAUCCUUAGCAUCGUCUUUGUUGAGAGCAUCUACUCGGCUGCUGGGGUGACGGGCGAAGGGGACAGGAUUGUGCACAAGCUGCUCUCGAUUGCGGUGUUAGCUUUCAUCGGCGUGGCCAAUUCCAUCAGCACCAAGACGAGCACACAACUCAACAACUUCUUUGUCGCCACCAAGUUUAUCACCAUUGCCGCCAUCGUCCUGGCCGGUAUAGUGGUUGUCAUCCUGCAGCUUGUUGAUCCGCACCAACAAGUCGGCGGCGGAGACUGGAGAAAGAAGCCUUGGUUUGGCUCCCGGGACAGUGUCAAUCCAGACGGCAGCGUCACUCAUUGGGACAGCUUGGGCCAGUGGGAUAUCUUUGGACACCUCUCUGCAGCUUUGUAUGCGGCCCUGUGGGCGUACUCUGGAUGGGACAAGGCCAUCUACAUUUCUGCAGAACUCUCGGCCCCUGCUCGCCAACUGCCCCUGGCCAUCAACACCUCCCUGCCCAGUAUCAUUCUGUGUUUCCUCACCGCAAAUGCGGCAUAUUACAUCCUGCUGCCCUGGGAUGUAGUUGCAACGACCGAUAGCGUAGCAGUGACGGCUAUUACACGCCUGCUUGGUCGGGGGUUUGGGAUUGCAGCAGCCGUCUUGAUCUGCCUUGUUGUUGCAGGUUCUCUGCUCGGCAACUCCUUCGUUGCUGGCCGCAUGGCCGUCGCGGCAGCCAACCAGAAUUGGCUCCCUCGUGUCCUCAGCGUCGUCGGGCGCGUUGGAACUCACCGAGAGGUUGUAGAGGGAGACCCCGAUAAGGAGCCAGAAUCCGACGCGCCCAUCAACGCUCUCAUUCUUUCGACUGCCCUCGGCGCAAUUUACAUUCUGCUUGGCAACUUCCGCGCUCUUCUGACGUUCAACGGGCUAGGAGAGUAUACCUUCUUCUUUCUGACGGUCCUUGGCGCCAUCAUUCUUCGGUACCGCCAGCCCGAACUGGCGAGGCCUUACAAGCCUUUCGUCCUGAUCCCUGUAAUCUUUGCGCUUAAACACUCGACCGAUCUCCUCCUUGCACGACUACAAAGCUGGGUUAGGGUUAGCCCCUUGGCUACCCCUCCCCGGUUGUCAACAUCCAUGAUCCAUCAUGAUGCACUACCCCGACGCGCAGCGUACAUCACGCUCAACACACCCCAACGGCGCAACGCCCUCUCUCUAGCCGAGCUCCGCUCCCUCCGCGACCAGCUCAUCAAAGCCAACACAUCCCCCAUCACCGGCCGCACCCUCCUCCUCCCGCCCUUCAAGCCCUCCAUCCUCUCCAAGCUCGAACAAUCCCUCACCAAACCCAACCCCAACCCCAACCAACCAGAAGAAGAACAAGAAGACGACGACUACACCUGGCUCACCUCAUCCCACACCUUCGCGUACCACCGCGCCACCCUCCCCAGCACCCUGAUCCUGGCCUCCCACGGCCCCGUCUUCAGCUCGGGCCACGACCUCCGCGAACUGCGCACCUCACCCCCCACAGCCAUCUCCGAGACCUUCCGCCUCUGCGCCCAAGUCAUGACCCUCAUCCGCCGCAGCCCGGCGCUGGUGGUGGUCGCGGAUCCAUGGUCAUGCCCCUUGCGGCCGGGUUCCAGCUGGCGCUGA
Messenger RNA from Chaetomium globosum CBS 148.51, 2505 nucleotides. RefSeq lists its product as uncharacterized. NCBI's taxonomy places the organism in Eukaryota, Fungi, Ascomycota, Sordariomycetes, Sordariales, Chaetomiaceae. Gene Ontology annotation, biological process: amino acid transmembrane transport. The transcript is spliced from 6 exons. The record is from RefSeq and is a predicted model, not a curated record. Gene Ontology annotation, cellular component: membrane. The coding region runs from base 1 to 2505 and encodes 834 amino acids. Gene Ontology annotation, molecular function: L-amino acid transmembrane transporter activity.